Molecule: messenger RNA, 5650 nt
Organism: Empidonax traillii (willow flycatcher)
Lineage: Eukaryota; Metazoa; Chordata; Aves; Passeriformes; Tyrannidae
Gene: GABBR2
Product: gamma-aminobutyric acid type B receptor subunit 2
Exons: 19
Coding region: 486-3296 (936 amino acids)
Biological process (GO): G protein-coupled receptor signaling pathway; gamma-aminobutyric acid signaling pathway
Cellular component (GO): G protein-coupled receptor heterodimeric complex; membrane
Molecular function (GO): G protein-coupled GABA receptor activity
Source: RefSeq, a predicted model, not a curated record
UGGAGGAGGAGGAGGGAGAAGGAGGGAGGUGUUCAAUGAGAGCUCCUCGGCUCCCCCUCCCGCGCCUGAGAGGUGCUGUCCCUCCCUGAGCGGAGAAGGGGAUAGCUGCCGGGGAGACAGGUCCCGUUCCCUUGCUGUGCUGCCGGGGAGAGCGGAGGAGGGUGGUGGGGAGCGUGUCUGUGUGCGUGGUGGUGGGGGUUAUUUAUUUAUUUAUUGCUCCUGGUGGUUGCAGCUGGCAGACCUGGGAAGGAGUAGGGCGCCAUUGCCAGAAGGAUUAUUGCCAGGAGAGGCGCGGGAGGGGUGGAGGGGGGAGAGAGAGGAGACCCCGAGGCUCCCGAGAAAGCGGAGAGUGGCAGCUCUUUUCCUCCCGCCUUGGCUUCUGCCGCCGGGGGAUGCGCCCGGACUGAGAGGGGCUCGGCUCCCUUCCGCCGCUCUGUCCGUCCCCCCACCCUCAGUCCUCCUCCUGCUCCCCGCUAUCCAGCAGCAUGCAUCCCUCUCCGCGGAGACCGGCCGCUGCCACCUCCAACCCUGCCAUGCUACUGCUGCUCCUGUGCCUGGGCUGGGCGCCGCCGGGAUGGGGCUGGCCGCGGGGCAGCUCCCGGGGGGCGGCCGGGCUGCCCCCCAACGCCACCACGCCGAUCUCCAUCAUGGGCUUGAUGCCGCUCAGCCAGUCCGAGGAGGACCAGAAGAGCAGGAUCGGCCGGGGAGUGCUGCCCGCCGUGCAGCUGGCCAUGGAUCAGAUCCGCAACGAGUCCCUGCUCAACCCCUAUUUCCUGGACCUGCGGCUCUACGACACGGAGUGUGACAAUGCAAAAGGACUCAAAGCCUUCUAUGAUGCAAUAAAAUAUGGACCUAAUCAUCUGAUGGUUUUUGGUGGUGUGUGUGCAACAGUUACUUCUAUCAUUGCUGAAUCUCUAAAAGGGUGGAAUCUGGUUCAGCUUUCAUUUGCAGCAACAACCCCAGAGCUGGCUGAUAAGAAAAAAUAUCCUUAUUUCUUCCGGACAGUGCCAUCUGAUAAUGCAGUCAAUCCAGCAAUUUUGAAGUUACUCAAAUACUAUCACUGGAAGAGAGUAGGAACUUUAACCCAGGAUUUACCAAGGUUUUCUGAGGUGAGGAAUGAUCUGACUGGCGUUCUUUAUGGUGAAGACAUCGAGAUUUCAGAUACUGAGAGUUUUUCCGAUGAUCCCUGCACAAGUGUAAAGAAGCUUAAGGGUAAUGAUGUUCGGAUAAUCCUUGGCCAGUUUGAUGAGGAAAUGGCUGUGAAAGUUUUCUGCUGUGCUUAUGAUGAAGAAAUGUAUGGCAGCAAAUAUCUGUGGAUUAUUCCAGGGUGGUAUGAAAACCUUUGGUGGGAAUCCUGGAUUAAUUCCUCACAGUGUCUCAGUAAAAAUCUUCUUGCAGCCAUGGAAGGUUAUAUUGGAGUGGAUUUUGAACCUCUCAGCUCAAAAACGUCAAAGACUAUAUCAGGAAGGACUCCACAGCAGUAUGAAAAGGAAUACAAUGCUAAGCGCGGUGAUGGACAAUCCAGCAAAUUUCAUGGUUAUGCCUAUGAUGGAAUAUGGGUGAUUGCCAAGACCCUACAGCGGGCAAUGAAGUAUCUGAAUGCCACCACCAAGCACCAAAAAAUUGAAGAUUUUAAUUACACAAAUCACAAACUUGGCAAAAUUUUUCUGGAUGCUAUGAAUGAAACCAACUUCUUUGGAGUAACGGGUCAAGUUGUUUUCAGAAAUGGAGAGAGGAUGGGAACCAUCAAAUUUACACAAUUCCAAGAGCGAAAGGAAGUAAAGGUGGGAGAAUACAAUGCUGUAGCUGACACACUGGAAAUAAACAACAGUGUCAUCAGAUUCCAAGGACUUGAGCCUCCAAAGGACAAAACAAUUAUACAAGAAGAGCUGCGCAAAAUCUCCCUGCCUCUCUACAGCAUCCUCUCUGCCCUCACCAUCCUAGGAAUGAUAAUGGCCAGUGCUUUCUUGUUCUUUAACAUCAAAAACAGAAAUCAGAAACUAAUAAAGAUGUCCAGUCCCUACAUGAACAACCUUAUUAUCCUUGGAGGGAUGCUUUCUUAUGCAUCUAUUUUUCUUUUUGGUCUUGAUGGAUCCUUUGUCUCCGAAAAGACAUUUGAGACACUUUGCACAGUCCGAACAUGGAUUCUUACAGUGGGAUACACAACUGCAUUUGGAGCAAUGUUUGCAAAAACGUGGAGAGUUCAUGCAAUUUUCAAAAACGUAAAAAUGAAGAAAAAGAUCAUUAAAGACCAGAAGCUACUGGUGAUAGUUGGAGGGAUGCUACUGAUUGAUCUUUGCAUCCUGAUUUGCUGGCAGGUUGUGGAUCCUUUGAGGAGGACAGUGGAAAAAUAUAACAUGGAGCCGGACCCUGCAGGCAGAGAUAUCUCCAUCCGACCAAUCUUGGAGCACUGUGAAAACACCCACAUGACAAUUUGGCUUGGGAUUGUCUACGCUUAUAAAGGGCUGCUGAUGUUAUUUGGGUGUUUCCUAGCCUGGGAGACACGAAACGUCAGCAUUCCUGCUUUGAAUGACAGCAAGUACAUCGGAAUGAGUGUAUACAACGUGGGCAUAAUGUGCAUCAUUGGUGCUGCUGUUUCGUUCCUUACCCGGGACCAACCCAAUGUGCAGUUCUGCAUUGUUGCUUUAGUCAUAAUAUUCUGCAGCACCAUUACUCUCUGCCUUGUGUUUGUACCUAAGCUCAUCACACUGAGAACAAAUCCAGAUGCAGCCACACAGAACAGACGAUUUCAGUUCACUCAAAAUCAAAAGAAAGAAGAUUCAAAAACAUCCACAUCAGUCACCAGUGUCAAUCAGGCCAGCACAUCUCGACUAGAAGGAUUGCAGUCAGAGAACCACCGCUUGAGAAUGAAAAUUACAGAGCUGGACAAAGACUUGGAAGAGGUCACAAUGCAACUUCAGGACACUCCUGAGAAAACAACAUACAUUAAGCAGAACCACUAUCAGGAUCUUAAUGAUAUUCUUAGUAUACGGAACUUCACAGACAGCAAAGAUGGUGAGAAAGCCAUUUUGAAAAAUCAUCUUGAUCAAAAUCCACCAGCACAGUGGGGCUCAUCAGACCCUUCCAGAACAAGCAAAGAUCCCAUAGAAGACAUCAACUCUCCAGAACACAUACAGCGUCGGCUGUCCUUGCAGCUGCCCAUUCUUCACCAUGCCUACUUGCCGUCCAUAGGAGGAGUGGAUGCGAGCUGUGCCAGUCCGUGCGUAAGCCCCAGUGCCAGCCCCCGGCACAGACACGUGCCGCCCUCCUUUCGAGUGAUGGUUUCAGGGCUGUAGGAAAGGGAGAUCUGUGCUUCCUGAACUGCUUUUAAGUACUCAAUGACUGGACUAAACAUCUGACCUGGAACUCUGCUACAAACAUGUAACAUUGGCUCUUACCACAGAGGAACUGCCGCUGAGGCCCUCGUCACAGGAGUGCCCGUGUAACUCAUGUGGGAAGGCAAAGGAGAAGGACACAAGGAGUUUGAUCUGUAGCCUUAUUCAUGGAGUUUUUAUUUCUUCACGUAGAAGUCACUGAAAAAAAAACGUUUCUUCCAAAAUUUCUACUAGCAACAAGGAGGCUGGGAAAUACGGAUCUUGCAAAAAAGACACUAGGAAAAAAAAAAACCAAACGCUCAAAUGUCACUGAGCUUUGUGUGGCUGCUGAGAACAUGCAAUUCUAUACUGUAUCUAUGUAAGGAAAAUGCAGUGGUUGAGCUAUACCAUGUUGAAACAAAUACACUCAUUUUUACAAGAGUUGUGUAAAAUCGCUGGAAACAUUCUGCACUGGUUAGUCUUGCUUGUUUUCAUUUCAGGUGAUGAUGUUCAGUAGGAAGGAAUUGUGAGAAAUGAUUCCUCAGGUGUCAUUGAGACUGCAGUGCUGUGAGCAGAGUCACCUCUAACUUGCAGCUGUAUGUGAAACCCAAGCAGAGCAUGAAGCUCCAACUCUGAAUUGCCACCAGCUAGAGAGCUGCUGGUUGCAAGAGGAGUGCUUUGCCCUUCUCCAGGGAAAAUGGUAGUAACUGCUGACCAUCUGCAGCUUCAUUUUUAGCAAAGUUUUUGCACCUAUUUCAGAAUAAACACCACCAACCGUAAUGUACUAAACUGUCUGGAAAAGUCCUAGGGCUGAUAACUCAGGAAACUGAGGACAGAUGGGUAGUAAAGUCUUAAUGUCACAGGAUGAAUUGUUUUUCCUAGUUUGUUUGAAUUGUGUCACACAUAAUUACAAUAAAAUUAAUUUAGUUGACUUGGGUAGGGGGAGGGGCUAGGGCACAGCACUUUGCUGCUGCAGGCAAAGCCUGCAGAGCUCAUAGAUGUGAAUAUACACUACGUUUGCUUCAUCCCUGUGUGUGACAGUUGUAGCAGAUAAUAGAGAGGACAAAUCCAAUUUACCAAUAGAAUAUUUUAUCUGAAGCCUAAAAGGACUGUGAAAAACAAAACAAAACAAAACAAAACAAAACAAAGGGUUUUAUACUUUAGUUCCAUUCCCUUAACUGAAGCAAUUAGGAGGAAGGAUAGUGGUGUACCGUCUGGACCAAAUCUGGAGCCAAACCCUCAGGCGCAGGUGAGACACAUGUGCAGCUUCUUUUUCCAAGGGACUGGAAAUGUGUCCUCUGACUUCCAGGGCUGUUUGCUGAAAGUAGGGGGGAAAAAACACAUGAAGCACCCACUGGGCUCUCAGUUUUCUUUGACCAACACCUGUGCACCUCAGACCAAACCUUCAGAAUGACAUACCUACAAAGGUUUACAAAUCAGCAACGACUGAAGCACAGUUGAAGGGGUUCGUUAGCUGAGGGAUUUAACUGCAGCUUUGACAAGCUAGCAUAAAUCUCCAUUAAAAAUAAAACACACCUCAUAGUGGCCAAAACCAACAUGAAUAUGUAUCUGAAUCUUACAAUCAGGAGCAUCACAAAAUAUUUCACUUGGCACAUACAGUAAAAGAGGGUAUGGAAAUAUCUGUAGCUUUUAGAACAAAAAAAACCUGUAAGUAUAAACACAGAUAAAAUAGAACUCAUUACUCUGUUUAAGCACUAAACACUGACGUUGUCACUCAAUGUGUGUUGACAGUAUUCUCUUGCUUUAUUAAUAUCAUCAGGGCCUGGUUUAUUUUAAAAGGAAUGUUAAUUUUUAAAAAGAUAAAAUUACAAUAUUGUAUAUAAUGUAUACACAAAGAUCUCUGUAGAAAUAUUAUUCCAACUUAGCAGGAAAAAAAAAAAUCAGAAGUAUCGGACCAUUGGAGGUGAGUGUGUGUGUGUGUGUGUGUGUGUGUGUCUGUAACUUCGUGAAUACUGACUGUGUGACGUUUAUUAGGUUUAAACCAUGCAGUACAUUCUUUGUCUCAAUGAUACUGUAGUUUCUCCCAUAACAUUUUUUUUUUACUUUACUGCAGAUAACAAGACCAACCAAGUGAAUAUAGCUAUUUAAUGUUUCUGUUCUUUUAUACUGCAGCAAAAAUGUACUGUAAAUUUAUGAAGAGGCUGUGCCCCAAUGGCAUUUUUCAAUGAUGUUAGUGCACAAAUGCUUUAAACUAGACUGGAACUGCCAGAAUAAAAUGUAAAUGAAGAAUUUCUUGUAUAACCUUAUACUGCAUGAGAUCAAUUUUUAAUAAAUUGUUGCAAAUCUGUUUUUAUGAAUAAAAUAUGUAAAACCUA